AUGGCUGAUGAUCUGAGCCGAGAAGACGAGAAACAGAGAAGGAAGAAGAUGUUGAUGUCCUUUCAUAUAACCGAGAAGACGGGCGGAGGGGUAGAAGCCGACGAACCGCGAUCUGUGCACGGGCAGAAGCCGAGCCGAUCUGUGCAGAGCCGGCUGCGGUUGUACCUCACCUGCAUCGGGAACGCGCUGGAAUUCUUUUUUAGCUUCAGCUCUGAGGCUCCUCCUCCUGCUGCUACUGUUCCCAGUUCAUCACGAGCCGACGAGCCUGCUGCAGUUGCAAUGGAAUCAACACCUGGUGGCACUACCACCACCACUAUAUUGAGAAGAAAGGAUCUCCACAUCGGAUUAAAAGGCGCAAACUUACAUCUGAGAUAUGGGAAGAUUUUGAGGCAAUAUAUGACCGUGAAACUGUGGCUGAAGCUCGGUGCUUACACUGCCAUAAGUUAUUCAAGAAAAGGCCUGGCCUAUAUCAUUCGAUCAUUCAUGGAUCUAGAAAUAAACUUAGAGGAGUUGACAAGGAUUACUGACAAUUUUUCUGUAGAGAAAAUAGUUGGUUGGGGUGGUUAUGGAGAAGUUUACAAGGAGGCUGUUCACGAAGUCUUAUCAAGAAUCAAGGAGGGUUAUGCGGAGAAGUCAGAUGCAAAGGAGCACAUAGAGAGGAUGGAGAUGGCCCACAUCAAGCUAGAAGCUGCCCUUGAGACAUCCAAGAAGUGGAACGUCACCAGCGCGCCACUGCUACGCUGGCGGAGCAAGCUCAAGCGUGCCACACAGGAGUGCAACCACACUUUGCGCUGUAGCGGUAACGACGACAAGCUCAGAGGAUCCACCGUUCUCCGGCGAUUCGAGCGCUUUGCAGAUGGUGCGACCGAGUUCUUGAGGUAUGUGGAGCUUGGUGGCACACCAUGCAGAUACAUGUUCUCCGUGCCUCUUAUACGCCAUCUUCUCGCUGGCAAAGGAACAAAGUAUUGCUUUGUUCGUGGGGGCCAACAUCUCUCACUUAUUCUACAGCCCUUUAGUCUGCCCAACAAUGGGAUGGGGUGGGGGGGGGAGCUUGGUAUUCUUACUUGA
Messenger RNA from Miscanthus lutarioriparius, 1068 nucleotides. The record is from the annotation of a GenBank genome assembly. NCBI's taxonomy places the organism in Eukaryota, Viridiplantae, Streptophyta, Magnoliopsida, Poales, Poaceae.